AUGUCUGAUACUCUCGAGCCUACUCUCCAAAACAUUAUUGAUCAAAAGUCUUUGCGAUGGAUCUUUGUCGGUGGCAAAGGUGGUGUCGGUAAGACCACCAACUCUUGUUCUCUUGCUGUCCAGCUUGCCCAGCAUCGCGAAAGUGUUUUGUUGAUUUCCACGGAUCCCGCCCAUAAUCUUAGUGAUGCUUUCGACCAAAAGUUUGGCAAGGACCCCCGUGCCGUUGAAGGCAUUCCCAAUCUUUUCUGCAUGGAAAUCGAUCCUAAUGGAGCAAUGCAAGAACUGAUUGAACAAAAUGCUGGCAACGCUUCAACAGGAAACCCCAUCAACGGUCUGAUGCAAGACAUUGCUUAUUCUAUCCCCGGUGUUGACGAGGCCAUGUCGUUUGCCGAAGUCAUGAAGCAAGUCAAGUCUACUUCUUUCUCUACCAUUGUUUUUGAUACCGCUCCUACCGGCCACACCCUCCGUUUCCUUUCAUUCCCCUCUGUUCUUGAAAAGGCUCUGGGGAAGAUUUCUGAGAUUUCCGGCAUGUAUGGUCCCAUGCUUAACACAUUGAUGGGCUCUGCUGGUGCAAACACAAACAUUAAUGAUCUUAUGGCCAAGCUGAAUGAAACCCGUGAAACCAUUGCUGAGGUUAACUCGCAGUUUAAGAACCCUGAUCUUACUACUUUUGUUUGCGUCUGUAUCGCUGAGUUUUUGUCUCUUUACGAGACUGAAAGAAUGAUUCAGGAGCUUACUAGUUACGAAAUCGACACUCAUUGCAUUGUCGUUAACCAGCUGCUGUACCCCAAGAAGGAUUCUAAUUGCGAACAGUGCAACGCUAGACACAAAAUACAGCAAAAGUACCUGGAACAGAUAUUAGAGCUUUAUGAAGACUUCCAUAUCGUUAAGCUGCCCCAGCUUACAAGUGAAGUUAGAGGUGCUGCUGCCUUGAAAGAAUUUUCCAAGAUGCUCAUUACUCCUUACGUUCCUAAGGAUCAAUAA
Molecule: messenger RNA, 984 nt
Organism: Magnusiomyces paraingens
Lineage: Eukaryota; Fungi; Ascomycota; Dipodascomycetes; Dipodascales; Dipodascaceae
Exons: 3
Coding region: 1-984 (327 amino acids)
Biological process (GO): post-translational protein targeting to endoplasmic reticulum membrane
Cellular component (GO): GET complex
Molecular function (GO): ATP binding; ATP hydrolysis activity
Source: RefSeq, a predicted model, not a curated record